ACCCGGACGCCAAGCGCCUCUACGACGACCUGCUCAGCUCCUACAACAAGCUCGUGCGGCCCGUCGUCAACACGUCCGACGUGCUGCGCGUCUGCAUCAAGCUCAAGCUGUCGCAGCUCAUCGACGUGAAUCUGAAGAACCAGAUAAUGACGACGAACUUGUGGGUCGAGCAGUCGUGGUACGACUACAAGCUGCGGUGGGAGCCCAAGGAGUACGGCGGCGUCCACAUGCUGCACGUGCCCUCGGACCACAUCUGGCGGCCAGACAUUGUCCUCUACAACAACGCCGACGGCAACUUCGAGGUGACGCUGGCGACCAAGGCGACCAUCUACCACCAGGGCCUCGUCGAGUGGAAGCCGCCCGCCAUCUACAAGUCCUCCUGCGAGAUCGACGUCGAGUAUUUCCCGUUUGACGAGCAGACGUGCGUGCUCAAAUUCGGUAGUUGGACCUAUGACGGGUUUAAGGUGGACCUGCGGCACAUGGACGAGCAGGCGGGCUCCAACGUCGUGGAAGUGGGCGUCGACCUGUCCGAGUUCUACAUGUCCGUCGAGUGGGACAUCCUGGAGGUGCCUGCAGUCAGGAACGAGAAGUUCUACACGUGCUGCGACGAGCCGUACCUCGACAUCACGUUCAACAUCACGAUGCGCCGCAAGACGCUCUUCUACACGGUGAACAUCAUCAUCCCCUGCAUGGGCAUCUCGUUCCUCACCGUGCUCACCUUCUACCUGCCCUCCGACAGCGGGGAGAAGGUGACGCUGUCCAUCUCGAUCCUGAUUAGCCUGCACGUGUUCUUCCUGCUGGUGGUCGAGAUCAUCCCGCCCACGUCGCUCGUGGUGCCGCUACUCGGCAAGUACCUCAUCUUCGCCAUGAUCCUCGUCUCCAUCAGCAUCUGCGUGACGGUGGUGGUGCUCAACGUGCACUUCCGGUCGCCGCAGACGCACAAGAUGGCGCCCUGGGUGAAGCGCGUCUUCAUCCACAUCCUGCCCCGCCUGCUGGUGAUGCGCCGGCCGCAGUACCAGUUCGAGGCCACCAGCCUGCUGGACGGCGGGCUGCUGGGUGGCAGCUGCCAGGUGCACGGCCCCCUGGGAGCGGCACUGGAGGCAGAGAGACUGUCCGACGCAGAGGAGGCGUGCAAGAGCCCGCCCCCGCUGCCGCCACUGCCUCCACUGGGCCUGGGGCUGGCGGCGCCCCCACACCCCCAAGGGGCGCUGAGGAGUCCCCCAGCCUUCCCCCACUCUCGCUGUCCCCCGGAGGUGCACCGCUCCUGCUUCUGUGUCCGCUUCAUCGCUGAGCACACGCGCAUGCUCGAGGACUCCACCAAGGUGAAGGAGGACUGGAAGUACGUGGCGAUGGUGCUCGACCGGCUGUUCCUGUGGAUCUUCACACUGGCCGUGCUGGUGGGCACAGCAGGCAUCAUCCUUCAGGCCCCCACGCUCUACGACGACCGCGUGCCCAUCGACAAGAAGUUCAGCGAGUUCGCCACGACCACCGUGGUACGCUGCCCUCCUCAGUAGGUGGCCGCCUCCCUCCUACCUCUCCCUGCGAUACUCCCGUCCACGAAGGCCACGGAACACUGUGCCAGCUGGGCUCGUGCAUUGUACCCGAUCCCUGCUCCCGACACGCAGGUGCAACGCGCAGAGCUCCAACGGUUUACUUGAUUCUGCAGACGACUUUUUAGUAGCAUCGCUAACGCCCCCAUGUCCUUCAUCGGCAUUGUUAUCGGCUAUUAGGUUCAUUCGAAGACUACGGCUUCGUUAGGGGUCUGAAAGCAGCCUCCACAUUCCUAUAAGUUUAACAAUUUAUUAGAACCUCCAACUGAAGACAAGUUUCUGGGAUGUAGGUCACUAUGCUUUAAAUGUCAUACCUUCCUCCAAAUUCACAACUGGCAGGCUCAUCAGAAAGCCAUGGGUACUAUCAGUACUCAGACAUUUCAAGAAAAUGACGCUGUUUUUCUGGCACUGUACCACAAUAGUCAACCAGUCCAAUAUUCUUCCAAUAUUUCCACUCAUUCACCUCUUCUUUACAAAUUCAUACCUUGCUUUCAUUCUAUUAUGAACAACACAGUCGGCAACACUUCACUAUUUCAUGCUACAUAUUUCUGUAACAAAAAUUUUGUAGAUUGCAAGAAACUGAUAAAAAUACUCUGCUAAAUAUAUUAUCUUUUAUUUUUCUGGAAAUUCCAUCUUCAGUUAAUUUUCCUCUCACUUACACAAUAUUUUACAUAUAUUGUCAUAUAUUUUAUAUUCAGUAUCCAAAUAUAUGAUCUUUACUUGACAAUUUUUUCUGACUUACUCCGCAUAUCUGUCAAGCUUCUUCAUGUACAAUAUCAGUCAGAACACUCACACCCGAAAAGGGCAUGUACCCAUACCCUUCAUCAAUUCCCGUUAUGUUGCACUUUUUAAUUAGACAUAAAAUCACAAAAACCAUACUGUUCUGCAGCUUCUUUAACUUACAUCAGCUACUUGACAUAAAGACACAUUUAAUAAGAAAAUAAUGCUUGUAACUCAGGGUAAAAUCAAAGUUACAAAAAAAUAUACAAAGUUAUUUCAGUGACAAGUCUCAAACUAUUAGAUAAUUUAUUGGCUAUCUGGGUUGAUAAGUAGGCAAAUUAUUGUGUGUCUUAGUUUUAUGUAGUGAGCAUUGUUGAAAGUGAUGUGCUGUUUUAGUGAAUCUGUGAUCUAUCUAAUAAUCAUCCUUAGCCAUGGUAUUUAGAUUUGUAGUAAUAGAGCUGUUUAGUAACAGUGACAGUGGAGGAAUGUAUGCACGAUUAAGUUACAAAUAUUAAAACCAAAACUUUCCUUUUUACAUAGUAUAAUUCAAACUAAUUAGACAACUAUGCAGACUACAUUCAGAAAUAAUCACAAGUAUUUGCAAUCAAUCACCAGUGAAUUUUACAUGGAAAAGAGGUACAGGAAUUCUCAUUACCAUAAGAUUUCUUAUUUUGUUGCCAACUCCAACAAAAUCAUAUUCAGUUUAUAGCAAUUACUAUAAGCUUGUUAAAUUUACCCACAUCUCCAUUUGGUUAACAUUACAAGACAUAUUUAAAAUGUGCCUUUAUUUCCCAAUAUUUCAUAGCUGCAAGCUUUUACACCAUUCUUCAUGUAUGUAACAGAGCUAUGUGCAUAAGAAAUGAACACGAGUUUGAAGGAAUAAGUAAUGCCUUCUAUAAUUUCUUGCUUGCUUGUUCACACUGGUUUUGGGGUAUGUUACAUGUGAUCAGUUGAAAUGACAUGAGAAAUAUAAGAACAUUAUAUUCAUACAAACCACUAACAUUCAACAAUGUCAGUCAUCAGAAAAUAUACAUUCAUUGGUGUUCUAGUCAAUUAUGUAAUAUUAGUUGUACAGUUGUUCUAUGUUAUCAU
Messenger RNA from Schistocerca serialis cubense, 3362 nucleotides. Its product is annotated as acetylcholine receptor subunit alpha-like. Gene Ontology annotation, biological process: nervous system process; signal transduction; regulation of membrane potential. The transcript has 10 exons. The coding region runs from base 147 to 1514 and encodes 455 amino acids. Gene Ontology annotation, cellular component: neuron projection; postsynaptic membrane; synapse. Gene Ontology annotation, molecular function: acetylcholine-gated monoatomic cation-selective channel activity; transmembrane signaling receptor activity. NCBI's taxonomy places the organism in Eukaryota, Metazoa, Arthropoda, Insecta, Orthoptera, Acrididae. The record is from RefSeq and is a predicted model, not a curated record.